Balaenoptera acutorostrata (minke whale) is the source of this 4470-nucleotide messenger RNA. It is a transcript of the gene ZBTB9, whose product is annotated as zinc finger and BTB domain containing 9. Gene Ontology annotation, biological process: regulation of transcription by RNA polymerase II. The record is from RefSeq and is a predicted model, not a curated record. Gene Ontology annotation, molecular function: RNA polymerase II cis-regulatory region sequence-specific DNA binding; protein binding; DNA-binding transcription factor activity, RNA polymerase II-specific. The coding region runs from base 259 to 1671 and encodes 470 amino acids. NCBI's taxonomy places the organism in Eukaryota, Metazoa, Chordata, Mammalia, Artiodactyla, Balaenopteridae. The transcript has 2 exons.
GCCGGGGCGGUACGGUUGCUGCAGAGGCGCCUUGGACGCCGGGCCGCGUGUGUACUCUCGGGGGCGUGGCGGCGGGAAGAGCCGGGCGGCAGGCGCUGGCGGUCUCCGGGUGGCCGCGCCUCCCCUGGAGCCGGGCUCUGCGGGCACGUGAGUGGGAGCGGAGCGGCGGGGAGAAGCCGACCCGGCCGACGAGGUCCGGCUCGCGGCUGAAGGACCUCCUCAUCUCCACAGGCCCUGGAAGUUCAAGCCUCGGAGGCCAUGGAUACCUCGACGCCUUUGCCUCCCGUUGCCCCCUCCCCGGCCUGCAACCCAGCCCCACGGACGAUCCAGAUCGAGUUCCCUCAGCAUAGCUCGUUACUCCUGGAGGCCCUGAACCGCCACAGGCUGGAGGGAAAGUUCUGUGACGUGUCCCUCCUGGUGCAGGGCCGCGAACUUAGGGCCCACAAAGCGGUGUUGGCUGCCGCCUCUCCUUACUUCCACGACAAACUUCUUCUGGGGGAUGCACCACGUCUCACCCUGCCCAGCGUCAUCGAAGCCGACGCCUUCGAGGGGCUGCUCCAGCUCAUUUAUUCCGGACACCUCCGUCUGCCACUGGAUGCUCUCCCUGCCCACCUCCUUGUGGCCAGUGGUCUCCAGAUGUGGCAAGUGGUAGAUCAGUGCUCAGAGAUCCUUAGAGAACUAGAAAACUCAGGUGGUGGGAUUUCAACUCGGGGAGCGACCCCUUUCCACACACUUCUUUCCACCACAUCCUCUCCAGGAGGCUGGUGCAUCCGCUCUUCCCCUUUCCAGACUGUGGCGCAGUCUUCUGCUUCUACCCAGAGCCCCGUUGGAGGGGAGGGGAGUGAACUGGGAGAUAUGUUACAGCUUCAAGUUGAAGAAGAGGAGGAGGAGGAGGAGGAGGAAGAAGAAGAUGAGGAGGACCAGGGGUCAACAGCACCCCCUCAGACGCCUCAGCCUCAGAGAGGGUCAGGGGGUUUUCCCCGCCCUCCUGUAUCCCACACCCUGCCCACAUCCACUACUCCUUGCAGGCUUCCAGAGGGCGAGAGUGCUCCACCUGAGCCUCCUGCCCCUCAUACUGCACUGCCUCCCAAAAUCUUCUACAUUAAGCAGGAACCCUUUGAGCCCAAGGAGGAGAUAUCAGGAGGUGGAACUCAGUCUGGAGGAACAAAGGAGGAGACCAAAGUGUUUCUAGGAGGGGACACUGAAGAGAAUGGAGAGCUAGGGUUCUUGCUGCCCUCAGGAGCAGGGCCAACAUCUGGAGGAGGUGGUCCAUCCUGGAAACCAGUGGAUCUUCAUGGGAAUGAAAUCCUGUCAGGGGGUGGGGGACCUGGGGGAGCAGGGCAAGCUGUGCAUGGGCCUGUGAAGCUAGGCGGGGCACCCCCUGCAGAUGGAAAACGCUUUGGUUGUUUGUGUGGGAAGCGGUUUGCAGUGAAGCCAAAGCGUGACCGGCACAUCAUGCUGACUUUCAGCCUUCGGCCCUUUGGCUGUGGCAUCUGCAACAAGCGCUUCAAGCUGAAGCACCAUCUAACAGAGCAUAUGAAGACCCACGCUGGAGCCCUGCAUGCCUGUCCUCACUGUGGCCGCCGGUUCCGAGUCCAUGCCUGUUUCCUUCGCCACCGGGACCUGUGCAAGGGCCAGGGCUGGGCCACUGCUCACUGGACUUACAAGUGACUACUGAGGCCAUACACUAACUUCCAGGACAAGGGAGCCACUGCUGCUGUUGGAUACUUACCCCUCACUACCAUGGCACCCGAAUCCUGUAUCUUGUUAAUUAUGCCAAGAGGAUAGCUAUAUUAUGGACCUCUUGUUUUUGGGUGUGGGCUUCAACCUGACCGAUUUGGAAACUCUGAUUUCUCAUCUCACUCCAGGUUUUGGCUAACUACCCUACAGGAAAGUGGUUUACAGGCCAUAUAUAAAUCGAUCAGUUGCCCAUAAUAGAUAUUCUUUUCAUACAGGAAACUGGAAUUCAGAUUAGAAGUUUAUUUGAUGAGAGAGGAGUUAGCAAGAAAAAUUAUGAUAAAUAUUUCAUUCAGUCUCUGUGAGUAGUUAAGGGAGCUGGUCUCCAUCUAGAGAUAUGUUUGAUUCAGAGUUCUAGUAAUCUGGAGACUAAGCUCUAAGCUUUACUCUCCCUCAUCAUUGCUGAAAUUAUGUGAGUAGAGGUCUUCUUAUAUACUUUUGUUAAAAUUUUCCAGAAUCCCUUCAGAUUAUAAAUUGCUUUCUCACUAAUAGGUAAUUUUGCAACACCUUUUUUUUUGUAUGCUGUAGUUGAGCACUUUAACAGAUUGAGCAUUCCAUGUGUCACUUAGACCCCUCUUUAAUAGAGGAUCUUAGUUCCCGGACCAGGGGUCUAACCUACGCCCCCUGCAGUGGAAGCGCGGAGUCUUAACCACUGGACUGCCCGGGAAGUCUCUCUUGUCUACCUUUGACCACCACUGAUCAUCCAUAUUGAUCACACUGACUGGAAUGUGACCAGUGAACUCAGGAGAUGGCCACUGACCUAAAAUACGCUCAGGGUAGCACCACCGCUCUGAAGAAGUGGCUAUGGUCAGAGGGACUCAGGGCUGAGACGGCACAUGCUGAAAACUAGAGAAAUAACUGCACAGUGGGACCUCACCCCCUCCCUUUCCAUCCCUACCCACACUUGACAGCCCCUUGGUCGACACAUAGAAGGAUAGAUGUUGGAAUGGGGAGAUUGUCAUAAGUUUCUUAAUUUCUUCAAAUAAACUUUGCCGUGAAAGCUAAGCUGACAGUGGACUGAAUUGAGUCAUUUAUAUGGGAGAGACGAUGUGAGAACAGAGUUGCAAAGACUUGGACGUAUUCCUUAUGCGGCUGGGUUAUGUUGAUGGGGGAAGAAUCAGAUAGUCUCACACUGCUGCAGAGAACACUGUCCUGGAUGUCAGUGGGCCAGAUUCUCAGCCCUGAUCUGCCCCUGAAUAACUUCUGGUAAGUUGCCUUAUUUUUCAGAGUCCGAACUGUUUUGUUUAUUUUAUUUUUUAUUUUAAAAUUUUUUUUUGGUGGGGUGGGUGGUAUGUACCUCCUAACUGGUUCUCUGUCUUCUUUUUUUUAAGGGGUUGGUCACAUGAUCUUUACCUAUAAUAUUCCCUGACUUCAUGUAUUAAUGUUUAUUGUUUGGUUUGUUCUACAUUUAUUGCAAAGCACUGUACUAGACCCUGACUUAUACUCUACCCUCAGAGAGUUCACAGCUACUACCAAAGCUAGACAUAAUGACAAUGUGGUAUGGUAAGUCCAUGAUGGGAGACAGUACAAGCUACUGUAGUGGCACAAAGGAAGCUGAGUAAAGACCUGUGAUGGGUCACCAGAGGUUUCACAAAGAACUCCAUUGCCAGAGUGUGGCAGUGGGUGUGGGUGGCUGAAUUGAUGUGGAAAUGGUGAACAUGAGUUGAAGUCACAACUAUAGAGCCAGGAGUGACAGCCUUUGCCAAAGCACGUUCCUCAAAAGUUAAUAGGUAUGGAACCUAAAGGGGCUAAGAAAUAUGACUUUAUGGCUGAGAAGGUGAGUUGUAGCUGGGAUCUGUCAGCCUUUCUAAAGAGCCUUGCCAUGAUACCAUCCCCACUGUAAGGACUGUGACCACAUUGGAUAAGGGGCCAGGGAUGGAGGCUGCCAACCUUGGAUCUACUACCAUCCCACCCACCUGUCAUUCUUUUGGCACACGUUCUGUAGCUGACUAUAUCUGUUGGCCAGGAUCCUUGGGUUGCAAGCAAUGGAAAGUGGCUCUGACUAACCUUAUCAACACAGGAAUCUGAAGGAUGUGGGGUGGCUCCUGGAAUGGAAGGAAGGGCUAAAAGACCAGCCUUUGGAAGGACAAGACCUGGGUCAGCUCCAGGGGUUCAGGGAGCAGGAACUGGGGAAUUUUUCUGGUCAUGUGUUUUGGGAUGAUGACCCAGUCAAUCUUAUUUCUUCUGUCACUCAUCUCAAGAUAAAAUUUCCCAGGAGAGAACUCUGGGCCUCAGGGCCAUCCUCUGACCAGAGCACCUUGAUCAUAUGUUCCAUUGAGGCAACAAAUCCUGGAAUCCUCAAGGGAAAUUGAACUUCUGGGACAGAAGAGUGGGGAAUGGGUGCUGGCCAGCCCACAAGAACAGAGGCCCACCCCUACAAUCUCCAUAUGUUGCCCAUCUUGGGAUCCGUAAAGCCUCAGAUAUACCUGGCACUGAAUAGGUGUCCAAACUUAGGGCAGAAUUGCUUCCUCCCUCUCCUUAAUCCCCAUAGCACUUUACUACUUCUGUAAAGCCAAUUAAGACACCAUGUUAGAAGUUUGGGUUUUCUUUCCAAGUUAUAGGAUUAUAGGGAGAUUGAGUUCCAUGAUGAAAGAUUUUGUUUUAAACAAACUUAAACGUGCACCUCUCUGCUUCUGUCCUUUCCUCCUUAUAGUGGAAGAGAUGUCCCUUCUAAUGUCCAAGGCUAGACCCCUUCCCAGAGCCUUUGCUCUUUUAAUUAUCCUUUCUGUGCUA